GUUUAAGAGUAGGGGGCGUUUUUCGAUACUUGUUUGCAGUGUAUUUCUCAGCAUAACCUCACGUUAGCGUGUGUAUCAAACAUUGUUGUGUUGUUUAUUGACGGCGAGGGCUGACACAGAGUGUGGAUGGGUGGAAACAGUCCCAGUCACUUCUCCACCGAAAAUGGAGGAGGAGGAAUCACUUUGGUGGAGGGCAUUCGGCUUUCAACCAGAGUCGUCAACAGGAUGAAACAACCCUCAUCGGUCGUCCAUCCUCAGGUCGCACAGCAGGAAGGUUCUCCACCACAGUCACCAACCUCACAGAUCACGCCCCCUACUGAUCAUAUGACACCUCCAGCUGCUUCAUCCAUUCCACCGACUUCCCUUCAAGAUACUCCUCCUCCAUCAGCCAUGGAGCCUCCCUCGUCUCCUCCGUCACUGUUACCUGAAACACAAACACCCAUUCCAUCGUCUGCUUCAUCCCCCGAUCCUCCCGCUCCACUCUUGGCACCUACACCUUCUCCUUUACUACCUCCUCCUCAAGAAACUCCAAAUGUAGCUCUAGCACAAGAGUCUGCUCCCCUGACUCCUCCUAUAACACUAAUACCUCCUCCUCCAGUCAAGUUUCACUCCCUUCCUCCAACAUCUGUUGAACUUGAAGCAACGCCGACUCCUCCUCCACCACCACCACCUGCAGAGACAAUCUCUCCUCCUCUGUCUGAGCUCCUUGUCCCGGUGUCACCUCCCUCUCCACCAUUAUCCGUUACCACACAAGACAAGACAGUUGUUGAACCUGCUCAAACUCCACCACCUUCUUUACCCGUAGAGCCAGAAGUUUUCCCUCCACCUGAAACCCCUGUCCCACCUCUCAGAUAUGGAGGACCACUUGUUGGGGAACAGCUCAUUGAUCCAGCUGUGCUUUCUCUGCCCGUCGAAUCAGUGAACGUAGUUUUAUCUGAAACAACGGUUGCGCCUCCUUCCGCCGAGUCUGUCACACCACCAGCCACACCUUCUGAACCUCCAUCUCCAGCAGCUGAACCACCCGAAAGCAUCGUCCCUUCACCGCCGCCUGUAGAAGUUCUCAAACCUCCACCAGCAGUUGAACCUGCGCCUCCUGAAGUAGAAAUCGCUUCAUGUCCACUUGAUUCGGCGCCAGUUGAGUCUGCGAUCUUACCUCUUCAACUGGAACCUUUACUUCCACCCCCUUCGGUGGCUAAAGAAGCAACUCCACCUUUGACUGCGGCGCUCCAUCUACCUCCUUCCUGUGAACUUGAUCCACCUCCUUCACCGGAGCCUGUCGCAGCUCCAUCUCCUGCUCCACAGCUGACAUUUGAAGAGCUCCAUCAGCCUAGUCGCUGCCUGGACGUGGCUGUGGUACCCGUUGAUGUGCCAGUCGUUGAUGAGCCUCUGCCUCCACCUCCAUCUGAACCUGAGGUGUCCGCUCCCAUCUCGUCUCCUCCUCCUCCUCCUUUGGUCGAGGACGAAUCCAGUCCAUCUAACUUCUCUGUGCUCACACACACAGUCAUGCCAGUCUCUGCUGAAGUGAUGGAGGAAAACCUGAGGCAGACGAUCAGAGAGGAGAUGCAGAGGAGUCUGGAGGAGGUGCUCGACAAGAGGAGGCAAGAGCUGCAGCUGCAGCUGGAGCAGAUGAGAGCUCUCGUUCAGGCAGAGGCCAGGGCUGCAGCUGAGGCUCAGGUGGAGGAGCAGGUGAAGAAGACGCUGGAGGCCGAGAAGGCGGCGUACAUGGAGAACAUGACCGGCGCCAUCGCCAAGGAGAGAAUGAAGACGGAGGACGAGAAGCUCAUGGUGCAACUUUAUUGGUUGGAGCUGAAGGCCCAUCAGCUGGAGGAGAAGGAGCGGGAGCUGAAGAAGCGUGACGUUCUCUACAAGGAACAUGUGGCGAAACUUGAAUCAAAGUGUACAGAGUUUUACAAAGUCACUGCUGAGAGUUUCCAAAAAGGCAAGGAGGACACGGAAAAGCGCUUCACUCGCUUCAAUGUCCGGCCUGUGUGUGGAGACCUACAGAGUCAGAUUUUGAAAUGCUAUAAGGAGAACACUGGAAAGACUCUGUCCUGCUCCGGCAUUGCCUCGGCCUACAUGCAGUGUGUGACCCAAGCCAAAAAGGAUAAAAUGGUCACUGGAGGUUAACACGGACCAGAUGUCCUUUACAUGCCUACUUCACAGAUGUAGUAUCAGAGACCAGGCGUCGCAUGUAUUUAUGCCGAGUGUUUUUCUUACUUCACGCUGAUUAUUUGAGACGUAGAGCAGCUGUUCCUUCUGCUGCCAGUGUCACAAACGCACACAGCUAAGCUUUAAGUUAUACCUCUGGUUCAGGGGGAUCAUUUUGAAACCUGUGCCAACCGCAAAACUGUGAUCUAUUUUACGGACAGCAUUAGAGCAGAUGGAGGUUCGUCGUGUGCAUGUUAUUUUUGAUUGUGAAUCCAGUGAGAAUUCCCGGGUAGUAUUUUUGUUUGGAAUGCAGUGCUGAGUGUGUACAGCCUUAAUGUGCCUUAAAAGUAUGGAAUCUGUUUGAUGAGACUGCAGUUUCGUAACCUGACCUAUUGAGGGGGGCAACGCUGAAUGGAAGGACAAGUCACUGUAUAUGUGGUGUUAAUGAAUGAUUUCAGGAAGUUAUGGUAGGAUCAAUAAAUUGUUUUGCUCAA
Messenger RNA from Cynoglossus semilaevis (tongue sole), 2642 nucleotides. Its product is annotated as leucine-rich repeat extensin-like protein 3. The record is from RefSeq and is a predicted model, not a curated record. Gene Ontology annotation, biological process: inner mitochondrial membrane organization. The coding region runs from base 127 to 2127 and encodes 666 amino acids. The transcript has 9 exons. Gene Ontology annotation, cellular component: mitochondrion; MICOS complex. NCBI's taxonomy places the organism in Eukaryota, Metazoa, Chordata, Actinopteri, Pleuronectiformes, Cynoglossidae.